AUGACCGUUCACCUCCGUCCAGCCACCGAAGCUGAUCUGGCCGACAUCGUCGAUGUCUCAACAGCCGCAUUUCCGCCAAGCGUAGACGCCAUUGUCCGCCGUCUCUUCCCAGGCGACCUGCACCAUUCUGAGGGUGUCAGGAAAGUGAGAUUGGCGCGCAAAUCGGCCACGUUUCAACUCAAAUCGACUGUUAUGAUGCUUGCUGUCGAUGACAACAACGGCCAGAAGACAGUGGUAGGCUAUUCGAUCUGGGAAAUUCCUGUCCCAGAAGAAGAGCCUGUUGAGAAUCCGAAAGGAAAACAUGAUGAUGAUGAUGAUGAUGAUGAUGAUGAUGAAGACGACGAAAGACCUAAACCACCGCCAAUGGCGCAGGAAGGGAUGGAUCUAGCUGCCUUCGCGGAACUGCGUCGCAUGCUCGGUGAAGAUGUGAGCAAGAGCUUUGGUGAAAGGGGGACUAGCGAUGUGUGGAUAGUAAUUCAGAUGAAUGCUCCAGCUCUCGACUCCCUCGGUGUUCACCCCCAACACCAGAAGAAAGGUAUCGGCAAAAUGCUGCUGGACUGGGGAAUGAAGGAAGCAGCAAAACAGGGGAGAGACUGUUAUUUGGUUGCUACUCCUGCCGGGCUUCCUCUUUAUCGAGCUGCUGGAUUCGAGGAUGUUAGGAUUGUGGAUAUUUUUGGUACGCCGCACGUGUCUAUGAGAAAGCGCAAUGCUUCGUGA
This is a messenger RNA of Talaromyces atroroseus, 717 nucleotides long. RefSeq lists its product as hypothetical. The transcript has 2 exons. The record is from RefSeq and is a predicted model, not a curated record. The coding region runs from base 1 to 717 and encodes 238 amino acids. Gene Ontology annotation, molecular function: acyltransferase activity, transferring groups other than amino-acyl groups. NCBI's taxonomy places the organism in Eukaryota, Fungi, Ascomycota, Eurotiomycetes, Eurotiales, Trichocomaceae.